Molecule: messenger RNA, 4290 nt
Organism: Cryphonectria parasitica EP155
Lineage: Eukaryota; Fungi; Ascomycota; Sordariomycetes; Diaporthales; Cryphonectriaceae
Exons: 4
Coding region: 1-4149 (1382 amino acids)
Molecular function (GO): 2 iron, 2 sulfur cluster binding; xanthine dehydrogenase activity; FAD binding
Source: RefSeq, a predicted model, not a curated record
AUGGCUCCUAUCGCAAUCUCGCCGGAGCGAGGCGUUCCCAAGCUGGACGACCUGACGGCUGCCUUUGACGACACCCUCCGUUUCUAUCUGAAUGGCACGCGUGUCGUCCUGGACGAGAUCGAUCCAGAGGUCACCCUACUGGAGUAUCUCAGAGGUAUCGGGCUGACGGGCACGAAGCUUGGCUGCUCAGAGGGAGGCUGUGGCGCCUGCACCGUCGUCAUCUCCCAGUACAAUCCAACCACCAAGAAGAUCUACCACGCCAGCGUCAACGCCUGCCUGGCACCGCUAGCUAGCGUCGACGGGAAGCAUGUCAUCACCAUUGAGGGCAUAGGCAACGUUAAGUCGCCUCAUCCUGCCCAGGAGCGCAUUGCCAAGGGUAACGGCUCUCAGUGUGGCUUCUGCACUCCAGGCAUCGUGAUGAGCUUGUAUGCCCUGCUGCGCAAUAACGAGGCACCCACCGAUGAAGAUGUCGAAGAGGCCUUUGACGGGAACCUGUGCAGAUGUACGGGGUACAGACCUAUCCUCGAUGCUGCGAGAAGCUUCAGUGUCACUGCUGGGUGUGGAAAGGCGACGAGUAACGGAGGUAGUGGCUGCUGUAUGGAAAAUGGGAAUGGCGGUGGCGGGUGCUGCAAGGGCAAGACGAACGGGAGUGUCGACGACGCUUCCGAUCAGCCCAUCAAGAGAUUCACCCCGCCAGGCUUCAUCGAGUACAACCCCGACACAGAGCUUAUCUUCCCGCCGGCGCUGAAGAAGCACGACUUUAGGCCUCUUGCGUUUGGCAACAAAAAGAAGCGAUGGUACAGACCAGUCACGCUGCAGCAACUACUCGAAAUAAAGAGCGUCCACCCAGAGGCCAAGAUCAUUGGCGGUAGCACCGAGACGCAGAUCGAGGUCAAGUUCAAAGCCAUGAAAUACCCUGCCUCUGUCUUUGUUGGCGACAUUCCCGAGCUCAGGCGGUACUCCUUCAACGACGACCACAUCGAGGUGGGGGGCAACGUCAUCCUGACAGAUUUAGAAGACAUCUGUCUCGAAGCGAUUCAGCACUACGGCAAGGAUAGGGCGCAGGUCUUUACAGCCAUGCACAAGCAGCUCAAGUACUUUGCUGGGCGACAGAUCCGAAAUGUGGGCACGCCAGCAGGCAACCUGGCCACAGCGUCGCCCAUCUCAGACCUCAACCCGGUAUUCACAGCGUCCGAAUCAGUGCUGAUCGCCAGAUCGGCAAGCGAAACGACCGAGAUUCCUAUGUCGGGAUUCUUCAAGGGAUACAGGCGGACGGCUCUCGCACCAGACGCUAUCAUCGCCUCGAUACGCAUUCCACUCACCCACCCUAAACGCGAGUUCUUCAGGGCAUACAAACAAGCCAAGAGGAAGGACGAUGAUAUCGCUAUCGUCACAAGUGCGCAGAGGGUACGACUUGAUGACGAUGGUGUUGUUGAGGAGGCCAACCUGGUCUACGGUGGCAUGGCGGCAUGGACCAUAGCCGCGAGACAGGCGAACGAGUUUCUGGUCGGUAAGAAAUUUGCCGACCUCGAGACGCUCGAAGGAGCCAUGAAUGCCCUAGAGAGAGACUUCAACCUGCCCUUCAGCGUGCCUGGUGGCAUGGCUUCCUAUCGAAGAGCCCUGGCACUGAGUCUUUUUUACCGUUUCUACCAUGAGGUGAUGCUUGGACUGGGCGACAGUGAGCAUAUGGAUGAGGAGGCCGUGGAUGAGAUCGAGAGGGAGAUCUCGACUGGGGAGACAGAUGGCACAGCGACGCUAGACUACCAACAGACUAUCGUGGGCAAGGCUAAUCCUCACCUUGCUGCACUGAAGCAGACAGUCGGCGAGGCACAGUACACCGAUGACAUACCAAAGCUCGCCAACGAGCUCUACGGCUGUCUUGUCCUCUCUACCAGGGCACAUGCGAAAAUCAAGUCGGUGGACUUCAGUGCCGCGCUCGAUAUCCCAGGUGUGGUGGACUACAUCGACCGCAGUGAUAUGCCGAGCGACGAGGCGAAUCACUGGGGUGCACCACACUUUCAAGAGGUAUUCCUGGCCGAGGAUGAGGUCUUCACAGCCGGCCAGCCCAUCGCCCUGAUCCUGGCCACCUCGCAACAAAAGGCAGUCGAGGGUAUGAGGGCGGUCAAGGUCGAGUACGAGGAUCUUCCUGCCGUCUUCACCAUCGAGGAGGCCAUCGAGAAGGAUAGCCUGUUCAACUUCUUUAGAGAGAUCAAGACUGGCGACCCGGAGGAGGCCUUCAAGAAGUGUGAUUAUACGUUCACCGGCGUGGCCAGGAUGGGCGGCCAGGAACAUUUCUACCUCGAGACCAACGCAUGUGUUGCGAUCCCGAAAGAGGACGGGGAGAUGGAGAUCUGGUCGAGCUCACAGAACUGCAAUGAGUCCCAAGCAUAUGCCGCCCGCGUCCUUGGCGAGAAAGCCAACAAGAUCGUUGUCAAGGUAAAGCGACUCGGCGGCGGCUUCGGCGGCAAAGAAACACGCUGUAUCCAGCUCAGCACGAUCCUCGCAUUGGCGGCUCAAAAGACGCGCAAGCCCGUCCGCUGCAUGCUCACUCGCGAGGAGGACAUGGUGACCUCUGGACAGCGGCACCCGUUCUUGGGCCGCUGGAAGCUGGGCGUCAACAAGAACGGAAAGAUCCAGGCACUCGACCUGGACAUAUUCAACAACGGAGGGUGGUCAUGGGAUCUCUCAGCUGCGGUGUGCGAGAGGGCCAUGACUCACAGCGAUGGUUGCUACAGGAUCCCCAACUUCCACGUCCGCGGGCGCAUCUGCAAGACGAACACGAUGAGCAACACGGCCUUUCGGGGCUUUGGUGGGCCGCAAGGCUUGUUCAUCGCCGAGUCUUACAUGAGUGAGGUCGCGGAUCGCCUCGGCAUACCGGUCGAGAGGUUCAGGGAGAUCAAUAUGUACAAGGCGGAGGAACCGACACAUUUCAACCAACCGCUGACGGACUGGCAUGUGCCACUCAUGUGCAAACAGGUCAUGGAGGAGACAGAGUACGAGAAGAGGAGGGAGGCGGUAGAGAAAUUCAACAAGGAGCAUAAGUGGCGGAAGCGAGGGCUGGCAUUGAUACCCACCAAAUUCGGCAUCUCCUUUACGGCCCUCUGGUUCAAUCAGGCCGGUGCCCUGGUCCACAUCUACCACGAUGGGUCUGUCCUAGUCGCUCACGGCGGCACAGAGAUGGGACAAGGCCUACACACAAAGAUGACCAUGAUCGCGGCCGAGGCGCUCAAGGUGCCUCUCGACACGGUCUUCAUUUCCGAGACGGCAACCAACACAGUGGCCAACGCCAGUGCGACGGCGGCAUCGGCCUCUAGCGACCUCAACGGGUACGCCAUCUUCAACGCGUGCGAGCAGCUCAACGAGAGGCUGGCACCGUACCGGGAAAAGCUGGGUCCAGAGGCGACGAUGAAGGAGCUGGCGCAUGCAGCGUAUUUUGACCGGGUGAACCUGUCGGCGCAGGGUUUCUACAAGACGCCUGAGAUCGGCUACACGUGGGGAGAGAACAAGGGCAAGAUGUUCUUCUACUUUACGCAGGGCGUGGCAGCGGCUGAGGUGGAGGUGGACACGCUCACGGGCGGUUGGACAUGCCUUAGGGCGGACGUCAAGAUGGACGUGGGUCGCAGCAUCAACCCGAGCAUCGACUACGGCCAGAUCCAGGGCGCCUUUGUCCAAGGGAUGGGCCUCUUCACCAUGGAAGAGAGCCUGUGGCUGCGCAAUGGACCAGCAGCGGGCAACCUCUUCACGCGGGGGCCGGGCGCGUACAAGAUUCCUGGGUUCCGCGACGUGCCACAGGUGUUCAAUGUGAGCCUGCUCAAAGGGGUCGAGUGGAAGGAUCUGCGGACGAUCCAGCGGAGCAGAGGCGUCGGCGAGCCACCGCUGUUCAUGGGGAGUGCCGUGUUCUUUGCGAUCCGGGACGCGCUCAAGGCGGCGCGAGCGAUGUAUGGGGUGCGGGCGAAGACAGUUGGGGAUGGGGAGGGAGAGGAGGAGGUCGGCAAGGCAGGUUGGCAAGGCGAGAACGAGGAUGGGUUGUUGAGGCUGGAGAGCCCUGCGACGAGCGAGAGGAUCAGGCUGGCUUGUGUGGACCCCAUCAUGGAGAGGGCGAGGGUAUUACCGAAGGAUGGGGAGAAGAAUUUCUUCAUUGCCAUUUGAAGAGUCGUUUUCGAGGUAUGGGCUGGGCUGAUCUUGGGCGUUGUGUAUUUAUGGAGUUCGAUAUACUGUGACACGUGUACGCAUGAAGUUCAGCAUAUUAUGAUGGGUUUCCCAGACAACAAUUUCAUCUUUCAUACAUAC